Tarenaya hassleriana is the source of this 714-nucleotide messenger RNA. RefSeq lists its product as uncharacterized. The transcript is spliced from 4 exons. The record is from RefSeq and is a predicted model, not a curated record. Lineage: Eukaryota; Viridiplantae; Streptophyta; Magnoliopsida; Brassicales; Cleomaceae. Bases 1 to 714 code for a protein of 237 amino acids.
AUGGCGAACAACGGAACUGGUAGUGUACCAAAUCCGUCACCUUCGUUGCGAUCGAUUAUUGAGCGUGAAAAACUCAAUGGGGCGAACUUCCUUGACUGGUGCCACUACUUGAGAAUUGUUCUCAGAAGCGAAGAUAAGGAGUACAUCCUCGACGAAUCGUUCGUCGAUGAGGAGCUACCGAACAAUGCAUCACGGGCUGUCAAGGAUGCUUACUUGAAGCAUAAGAAAGACAACCGUGAUCUCAUGUUCGAAGAGAAAGCCCGCUCAGAGAGGUUAAAGGUUAUGUGUGGCCUUUUGGACUAUCACAAGGAGCUUGCGGUGGACAUGGUCCUCCAUUCACUUCCUGAUAGUUUUCGACAUUUUGUCUUGAACUAUUACAUGAAUGGAAUGGACAAGAGCUUGACCGAGCUGCAUGGGAUGCUGGUAUCGGCUGAGCAAAAUAUUAAGACUGAUAAGAGUAUCCUUGUCAUGCAAUCUGAAAAGAGUUCCAGAAAGCGACCACGAGAAAACGGAAAGGGCAAGGAAUUGGCAAAGAAGGCAAAAGUUGUUGUGUUGCCGAAGUCCAAACCUAACAAGGGAGAAUGCCACUACUGCCACGAGGGUCUGCAAAGAAGUAGAACGUUGGCGAGAGGUGAAGUGAAUCUGCGCGUCGGAAAUGGAGCAAAGAUUUCUACAUUGUGUGUUGGCGACUAUGAUUUACUUUUACCGUCUUGA